AUGUUUGGCGUACCAAUCUCCAGAAACAGCUCGCUGAAUAUCCUGCUGCCCCCGACCCAUUUCAAGGACUCGGCCAGAAAUGCCAUCUACCAACAGCUACCGCUAGGUGCCCAGUCGUCGGCUCAGUCGGUGCGGUCUGCUCCUUCGCAGUUUAAACAGCAUCACCCUUCCCAGAAGCUGCACCGCUCGCUGGCUCUGAGCGUGUUCUCUUGGAGUAAGCGGUCUGUUCGCUCGGCCCCAUCUAUUUACUCGUCGUCCACCGCCACCAUCCCCGAAGACUCGGAACCAACAACAACCACGGUAGAACAACUCAUCAACGACAUUGCGCUCCAUGAGUCUUACGCCGAGGAACGGUACAUGGAGCGCAAGUCCCAGAUCUAUGCACAGAACAAGUUCACUCUGCCUGUCGAGCUUUCUGACGACGAAGCAGAAGAGUACAAGAUCCUGUUGGGCAGUGACCUCCAAUAUCAAAACGUUCCCGAGUCGCUUGUGGACUGGAACUUGAACGUCACGAGGUGCAAACUCAUGUUGACCAGCAUGCCCAUGGUGUCUUCAUCUCCCGAUCUUCAGUACUCCGCCCAGUCUCUCCCCCAGUUGGUGGGAGACUUGGCUCAAAUAUGCCACAUAAUUCUCCUUCAACCACACAUCACAGACAAGGAAUUCAUUUACACUCUCUACUCGUCGACGCUAUAUCAGGAGCACAACUUGGAUGCCAACUUCAAGCGGUCCGUUGCCGAAAUAUCUGUGAAGCAGUCACGGUUACUUCAGAUCAAUCAGCCCAAAAAACACUUACCGUCACCACCAAUCACCCCGGCAGAACAAACUUUUCUCACUUUUCGUUACAAGGAGAUCGCCGUUCGCAACUACUUGGUCAAUUUGGCUGCAGCAGCGACUACAGCGUACGAGUACAAGUUGAAGAGCGACACCAUGAAGAAAGAGCUACGGUUGCAGCUGAUGAAUGGCACGAAGCGUAAAUUGUCCAAAGACGAGAAAAAGGCUCUUUGGGACGAUGUGCGUCUGGACGUUUUCCGUCGCGCUGGCUUGGAAGAAUAA
Molecule: messenger RNA, 1053 nt
Organism: Sungouiella intermedia
Lineage: Eukaryota; Fungi; Ascomycota; Pichiomycetes; Serinales; Metschnikowiaceae
Source: the annotation of a GenBank genome assembly